AUGAGAGUUAAAAGAGAAUUUCUUGAGGCAUCACUUGAUAUCAAACUGCUUUGGGCAUCGGUCUUUUUCAGGUUGCUUGCUUACGGUAUGACGAACCAAGUGUUGGUUUUUUUUUUAACUGAGAUACACAUGUCUGAUGAUAAAGUCGGUCUGUUCAUGUCACUUACUCUGGUAGGGGAUGUAUUUUGUUCUUAUGUAUUGACUUGGUAUGCAGAUUCUUGGGGAAGGCGUAGGGUGUUGGUAUUAGGUUCUUUCAUGAUGUUUCUAAGUGGACUUGUUUUCAGCUUUAGUGAGAACUUCCGUGUGCUUUUAUUGUUUGCUAUUAUUGGUGUCAUUUCACCAUCAAGUAAUGAAGUCGGUCCCUUUAGAUCAAUUGAAGAAUCAAUGAUUGCUCAUUUGACCCCUCAUAACAAGAGACCUGAAAUCUUCGCUAUACAUGCCUUAGUUGGAAGUAUGGGUGCUGCUCUAGGUGCUUUAGUGUCUGGUUCAUUCAUGCACUUUUUAAGGUGGUUGGACUUAGUGGAAACAAACUUACAAGCUUAUAAGUGCGUCUUCCUUUUAUAUUGUGCUUUUGCAUUGGUAAAAUUGGUAAUUAUGUUAUUGCUAUCAGACAAGACCGAAACGACUGGCCAUCAUCACGAAGAAUUAUCGAGUGCAGAGGCAUUGGUUAAUGAUGAAAUGGCUCCAUUAGUUGAACAAGCUCAUCACGAAGAAGAAAGAUCUCACUCACUUUCCCCAGAGACUUUAUCGGUGUUAUACAGGUUGCUAACGAUCUUCAUGAUUGAUUCGUUAGGUUCUGGUUUUAUGACAGAUAGUUGGAUGGUUUAUUAUUACUCAAAGACUUUCUUCAUGAGUUCAUUUGCCUUAGGUGCCCUGUUUUUUGUUUGCCAAAUAGCAAUGGCAUCCUCAACAUUGCCUUCUUCGAUCAUUGCAAGAAAACUUGGCCCAGUAAGGGCAACCCUAGCAGUACAAAUUCCAGCUGGAAUCUUUACCUUAAUAAUCCCAUAUUGUGAGAAAUACUUACCAUUAUCGAUUACUAUUUUGAUCCUACACUUUUUGACUAUGGCUAUGGAUGUUACUCCAAGACAAAUAUUAUUGACAAACCUUGUCAGACCAACUGAUUUAACAAGAGUUAUGGGGGUGGUUAAUAUCGGUAAGACUAUUGCCCGUUGCGUGGGUCCAAUUUUCACAGGUUUAAUUGCCAAACAUGGUUACCUAUGGCUUUGUUUUGUCAUUAGCGGUUGUUUAGUCAUUUUGGCUGAUUUAAUCUUAGCAUGCUCGUUCUUACAUAUUGAUAAGAAGAUAAUCAGACAGAUGCACUCCUAG
Molecule: messenger RNA, 1326 nt
Organism: Tetrapisispora phaffii CBS 4417
Lineage: Eukaryota; Fungi; Ascomycota; Saccharomycetes; Saccharomycetales; Saccharomycetaceae
Exons: 1
Coding region: 1-1326 (441 amino acids)
Biological process (GO): transmembrane transport
Cellular component (GO): fungal-type vacuole membrane
Molecular function (GO): transmembrane transporter activity
Source: RefSeq, a predicted model, not a curated record